AAAAUGCUUGUCCAUUGAUUUGGUGUCAAGUAGCUUAUUGGGAGAUGUCACAACGUGUUGGUGAUCGUUAUUUAGCGAAGAAGUCAUCUGUUAACAUCUAUUCUGAUGAUCCGUGCAAAGGUGACAGUAAUGAUGAUAUGUGUUUAAACGAAUUAGCCAAACAAAGAAGAACGCCAUCGCCCGACAACGUGAAAAAAAUAAGACUUAAGAUUGGUUUAGGUGUAACAUUAAGUAAGGAAAAUGGCAGCAUUUGGUUGUAUAAUCGUUCAAUGUUACCAAUAUUUGUAAAUUCUCCAACCUUAAGCGAAAAUUGGCAUUGUGUUUGUAAAAUAUUGCCUGGGUACUGCCUUAAAGCCUUCGACAGUGAAAGGGCUCAAACACUUAAAUAUCCCUCGCAUUUUCCUGGUGCUCAAUUAGGACCUAAGGAUCCAUACGGUAUGCAAAUAAGUUUUGGCAAAGGUUGGGGUGAUAAAUACAAACGUCAGGAUGUAACAAACUGCCCAUGUUGGUUCGAGGUAUUAUUACCAACGCAACGGUGACAAAAACUAAUUAACAUGAAUGGAGGCCAGAAUAAAUGUGGCAAGGAUACUGAAACUCAAAUAGCAAUUGAUAAUGUCUGUGAUGAUAAUUGUAUGUACAAGUUAAGUACGCUUGAGCAUAGCUACGCAACCCAGUGGAGUGCUGCUGACUCCAAUUGUCUAACUAAUGUUAAUGUGAAAGAAGAUAGACGAUAUAAAUGUACAACAUCAACAACCAAUAUAAGCAUUGGACAAUUUAAUGAAAUUAGGGAAUAUAGAAAUAGUCAGGAAAGAACUGAGAAGAAUGAGGAAGAAAAUGUUUUUAAUUACUUGCCUGUAUUCGAUGAUUUAUGGAAAAGUGUAAAUUAUUAUUAUAAGAAAGACAGGCAUCGACAAGCCAUAAGAAAAAUUCAUAACACAUUCGUCAAAUUAAUCAAAAUAUGUUGGAGGUCGUCGGAACAACAAUAUGAUAGCAACAAUAUCCACAGUAACAACAACAAAAACACAAAUUUUAAACACAAAGACUUAAAACUGCAUAAACAAAAAUAGUAAAUUGCCUUGCAAAUAUGAAUGAUUUGCGAUUAAUUAAACGGGAAGCAGCAUCGAAAAUAAAUUAAUUUUAAACGAAAACCUGUGAUCGAACAUAGAGUUUAAGUAUAGUUUGUAUGCUAAUAGUUUUUAUUUUAUUUUUUUAUUUUAUUGUAUUUUUUAUUUAUUAUUAUGUUUUUUUUUUUUUGUUUGUUAACAAAAGGAGAAAUUGAGCUUAUGAUAUACACAUUCAACAAAACACACAAAACAAAAAACACAGAAGAUAUAUUUUGUAGGUACAGUGAACGAUAAUAUGAUUAAAUAUGGUUAAGGUGAAAGAAAAUACUGCUGGACAGAAGUUUAUUUAAAGCUUUAACUGAGUGCAAAUUAAUUGAAUAAUAUUGUAAAACAGAAAUGUAUAAAAUUUAAAUUUGAAAUGUCUAC
Molecule: messenger RNA, 1490 nt
Organism: Teleopsis dalmanni
Lineage: Eukaryota; Metazoa; Arthropoda; Insecta; Diptera; Diopsidae
Product: mothers against decapentaplegic homolog 6-like
Exons: 3
Coding region: 45-539 (164 amino acids)
Biological process (GO): regulation of transcription by RNA polymerase II; SMAD protein signal transduction; transforming growth factor beta receptor signaling pathway
Cellular component (GO): heteromeric SMAD protein complex
Molecular function (GO): I-SMAD binding; transcription regulator inhibitor activity
Source: RefSeq, a predicted model, not a curated record